CCGCCUGUCUUUGCUCUUCCGGUCUUCCGAAACAGUAUGGCGAACCUCGAGCACGCUGAAGACGACCAACAACAUGUGAAAAUGUCCGGUGAAGUGUCCGCCGCCAGUGCUCAACACCAGUCGGCCGAAGUGUCCUCCGUACCGGGCAGAGACGCGGGCGCGGUCCCGUGCUCUAUCCCGUCGUUCGCAGCCGCCUCCGGGCUGCUGUCAGCGCCGUACUCGUGUCUGGUCAUGAGCACGCACCGGAGACACAUCUGCCUGCCGCCCAUGUACCUGAACAAGAAGAGGACAGGUAUACAGGAGGAGCUGGAAGCCGAGCUGCUCCGGUUCUCACAGAGUCUAACAGGAGUCCCUUUGGCGUAUGAAAACAUCAGGAUAGUGAGCCAGCAUGGAGACAUCUUCGACGACAAUGGCUACAUCCACAUGAACAUAGAGGCCAACUUUAUUGUCUUUCAGCCCAAAAAAGGACAGAAACUGCUGGGUACAGUGAAUAAACUAGGAGUAAGCCACGUGGGCUGCCUGGUGCACGGCUGCUUCAACGCCAGCAUCCCCAAACCCAACCUGGUUUCUGUGGAAACCUGGCGCGACGCAGGGCCGAGGAUCGGAACAGAGCUGGAGUUUGAGGUGACUGCACUCGACGCUGAUGCUGUGGGGGUGCUGCUGAUCAGAGGACGACUGGACAGGACCAGGGUGCAGGAACUGCUAGCUAUGGGUGAGAGUUCAGAGUCCGGCUUCACCGCAGACCAGCCAGAACCACCAGCAACUGAGCCGGAGCCCAACCCACAAUCCACAGAGGAAUCUCCCGUCGACACCCCGAAGAAGAAGAAGAAAAAGAAGAAAGACAGAGUCAAAGAGGAGGAGAUAGAAGAGGUCGUCCCAAAUACACCCCCCUGCCAAUUGGAUGGCAACAAAACACCAGAGCUGAACGGAACAAUGGAGGAAGCAAACGGCAAUGAAGCUGGUGAGAAAAAGAAGAAAAAGAAGAAGAAAAAGGAAAAACAUUUGAAAGAAGAGGAGGAAGAGGUUGAGGUGUCCCCUACGGAGGUCCACACCAGUGACUCCAGUGGUUACCUUAGUGACAAGCCAAACAAAAAGAGGAAACAUGAAAGUGGUACAGAUGUCACAUCUAGUUUAAGUGAAGAUCCUGAAACACCUAAAUCAAAGAAGAAGAAGAGGAAAAGCGAUAUUGAGCAGUUUGCCUGAAAAAAAAAUGUGUAUUCUGCUUGGAAAUCAGGUUAAUUGUGUAUAAUAAUUAAGGAAUAUACUGAGGUGCCUUAACAGACAGUUUUUUAGCAAAGCAAGAUCUCCGGUUGGUUCUUCUGAGCUGUUUAAUCAUUUAAACAGAGGGUCAGACUUACGAAAGCGCCUUUCUACAUUCACAUGUUGUCACUUGUGGGAAUGCUCGUGAGAGGAUGAAAGCGGUCCUCAGUCCUCGUUGGACUGCAGUUCCCUUAAACUGCCUGAUGGGGGAGCAAAAACGCUUCAUACAGCCACUCUGGGACACUCCUGUCAGGUCAAUCUCACAUGGUGCUGAGAGUAAAAGGCCAGGUUUUUGCUUUGAAUUUAUGGAACCAAAACAUAAAAAACAGAAAAGAAAAAAACAUAACUUGAUAUAAAUCUUUGUACCUACUUUGGUACAUUUUCUCCUGCUUGGAUACUAAAGGCUACACAACUGAGACUGCCAAGCUCAAUUAAAGAAACUUCUCUUUUUCUCUUGCCUUAUGUGCCUCUGUGCAGUCUUUACAAGGGUUGUCUUGGUAUAUCUACAAUGGAAGGAGAGAGUUUUUUUUUUUACAGCCAAAUAUUUGGAAUUGCAUCAUUUACUGACAAAUGGUGCAGUCAUGAAUUAUUUGUACCGUUUCACUGUUUUCUCUCAGUUUCGCAUUGACAGUUUUCACAUGAAGGUUUGCUGUCUGUCUUUGGCUGAAAACAAGCAGAAGUGGACAUUUAAUAUCCAGUUUUUCCUAAUUAAAGAGCUCUAUAUUUUGA
Molecule: messenger RNA, 1989 nt
Organism: Morone saxatilis (striped sea-bass)
Lineage: Eukaryota; Metazoa; Chordata; Actinopteri; Moronidae
Gene: polr1f
Product: RNA polymerase I subunit F
Exons: 4
Coding region: 37-1203 (388 amino acids)
Biological process (GO): DNA-templated transcription; DNA-templated transcription initiation
Cellular component (GO): RNA polymerase I complex
Source: RefSeq, a predicted model, not a curated record